AGUUUCGCUUGGGCUCUGCGUCGCCCGCUCUCCGGUGGGCAGCACUGCUGGGAGCUUUCUGCUGCUCCUUGCAGCUGGUGACAUAAUCUGCACUGCUCAGUUUCCACUUCCAGCCAAAGCAGGCCAGGCUGCUUCCUUGUCACCUGCUGGCACUGGCUGCGCCACCCCUCCGCCCCGGGCCAGGCAGGCAUGGGAACUUCCCACGCAGGGAAGAAAUGGAAACCGAAUCCGAUGCCCCUGCCCCAGCCAAGGAGUGAUCCCCGGCUUCCAGCAGCAGCCCACACUGGCCCCUCCCUUGUCACCCAGCUCGGCCUUUGCAGUUUCGUUUCUCUAGUGAAUGGAAAAUGAAACUUAGCAGAUCAAAACCGGAGAAAUCCUUAGCUCUGCUGCUGCCAGUUAAGGUGGCCUUAGGGAGCAGCUCCAAAGUGCUAGCCCAGGUGCUUCUCUGCCCUGGCUCCCGCACUGGGGUGUACUAUAGGUGCCCACCUCUCCCAAAUCCUGCUGUUCUUCCUUCAGCCAGGCUUGAAAAUGCCCCUCAGCCAGUGGGCGGGUAGUCGCUGUCAGGGUCAAGGGGGAACCUCACCACCACUUAACCAGCCCUUUCAUAAAGGAAGGGGCCGGCCUGGCAGGCUUGCUGCUGGAGACGAAGCACCUCUGCCAGCAAAGCAUCGGGUCUUGCUUUAAAAAUGGCCAGGGAUGGAGAAGCCACCAGCCCCCUUGGAAAGUUGUUCCAAUGGUUAAUUACCCUCCCUGUUAAUUACUCUCCCUGGGGCAGUUACCAGAGAGUCCCUGUGUCCCAGCCUGAGAGCAUGAAACUGACAUGGACGAGUUCAGGUUUCAGAGUAGCAGCCCUGUUAGUCUGUAUCCGCAAAAAGAACAGGAGUACUUGUGGCACCUUCAAGACUAACAAAUUUAUUUGAGCAUAAGCUUUCGUGGGCUACUGUGUCGCUCUCAGGCAGGGUCGGGCAGAUAGACACUCAGGUUAGGGGCUGGCAUGAAGGACAGCACCCCAAGCAUGGCCUGAGGGCAGCCCCCUCCUAGGAAUCCCUGAAGCUGGGGAUGGGGGAAGUGCAUUGGGCUGCCCCUGGAAUUGGGGAUGAGGACCAGCCCCCAGGCUUCUCUCCUGGCCCAUGCCCAGCAGGUGUCUGGUGGACAGUUCCAGUCCUGUAGCCCAGGCCACCUUAACAAGCUCAGUCUGACGCCAUCCACAGGGGAGGAGAUCAGCAAGGCUGGGCUGUGCCCGAGUGGCUUAAAAGCAGCAGCAGCAGAGGAAGGCAGGGACAGGGAGCAAAGCAGCAGAGAUGGAGCUGUACCAGGUGUCCGCGGGCUCACUGGAUGCCUGGAUUGCGGAGCAUCUCCAGCCCAGCGAGGAAUUCCAGCUGCAGGUGAAAGACACUGUCCGGAGGAUUUGUGAUUUCCUGAAGGAGACGUGCUUUGACGACAUCAAGGUGUUCAAGACGGUGAUGGUGAGUCUGCUCUGGACCAGCUGCCGGUGUGAAAGAGCUUGUCAGGGCUCCUUUGGUGCAGGCAAAAGCCUGGGCGCCUACGCUGUGAUCAGGGGAAGCCAAAACCCCCAGCUGGACAGGCCAAGGGAUGCCGAACGGGGCUGCCACUUACAGCUGGCUACAGGGGGUCAUUAUCCCAAAUCCACCCUGUGCAGGAUCUAUGCCUGGGAGAGCGCCACCAAAGGGGCGGAGAACUUCAGCACAUCCGAGGGGUUCCGCAUGGUGAUGGAGCUGCUGUGCCGGUACCAAGAGCUCUGCGUCUACUGGACCGAGUUCUACGAUCUCCAGUCCUCCGUGAUAGGGCCCCAUGUCAAACAGCUGCUGCGGGAGCCGUGCCCCGUGAUCCUGGAUCCAGCCGACCCGACGGGAAUCUUGGGGCAGGGAAAGAGCUGGGACCUGCUGGCAAGAGAAGCCGCCGUGUGCCAGGACCAGCUGUGCUGUAGGAACGGCCUCGCCCCCAUCCGCUGCCGGGACGUGCAGCUACCGACGCCUCGCAGGGCCCCUUCCCACCCCCACCAGUGCUGGGAGAUUCCCCUCCCCUCACAGCCAGCACUCCUGCCCUACACGCAAGGUCUCGCCCUGCCGGAGCCUGGCCUGGGAAACCAGCUGCUGCUGGAUGAUCAGACCCUGGCAUCACACGGCAUCUUCUACGACACCACGGUUCAGAUGCUCACGAUCGAGCCCCAGGAGAUGGAGAUCUUCGUGAAAGACCAUAACAGCAGAACCAUCCUCUAUGGCGUCCGCGCCAGUGACACCGUCCUGGGCCUGAAGAAGAAGAUUGAGGAUCGCACGGGUGUCUCCGCCAGCCAAGAGCACCUGACGUUCAACAGCAAAGAGCUGCAAGACGACUACACGCUCGCCCAUUACAGGAUCCGGAGCAAGAGCACGGUCUACCUGCUUUUGCGCUUCAGGGGUGGGUAAGAUGUACACUGGGACCUGCACCCCGGCAGAGAGAGCAUCACAGUGGACUAUAUUUCCCAAGAUUCUUUGCAUGAUAAUUCAGGGCUUUGCUAAUGCCCCCCACGUUCCAGAAUCAGCACCGCGUCCUUCUGUAGUGCCACCCCAUCCCCACGCCUCCUGUUGCAGCUCCUGGGAGCUCUUUCCUGCCGCUCCAUGGCCCGUUUCAGGAUGUACUGCCCCCAGUGCAGAGCUGGGUGCUGGGCACCCACGAGACAUUGUUCAUUAGUCCCCUUCCUCCUCCCUGUCCUCGUAGGCUGAGUCUUAGAACCGGAUCCCAAAAUGCCACCCUCUCGGCUUGAGGCUGGCAACAGAGGCUGCCUAUGAGGGGAAGAGCCCAGCUGGGCCCCAUUGUGAUUCCAGGCCUAAGGCCAAUGUGGAUAGGUUGGGAGAGCCACCUGGGGUGUGGGUCUCAGGAGCCACGGGGCAGGGUACCAAGCUACUGCCCCCAGAGGUUGGGGUAGGAACAGCUGGUUGAUAUUUUAGCAGCACCCUGAGGGCUCGCCAAAGACCCUUAUCCUGCUGCCAGGCCUCUGCCACUUACUGUGUGGGUGACUGGGCCCCAAUGCGGGCUCCAGCCGGUAGUGGAGGGGGAGACAGUGAGGAUGUGGCAGAUGAAGGAGGGAUGUGGGGGCCAUGGGGGACAUUCAUACACCCCUAUCCAUGCCCCCAUUGAUGCCCACACAAAGGGUUAAUUAUAUGGGGGAAAUAUCUCUGUCCAGCCUGCUGCCCCCAACACUUAGCAGAGAGAAUGAGCAGCCAACGGCAGGUGCAAUGCCAGGAUCAGCCAGCAGGGGGAGGCAAAGGGAAGCAUCCAGCUUCCCUCCUGUGCCUGACUGUGCACACAGCAGCACUGGCUGCAUCAAGGGCGGGGGGCUCACUCUGUAGCAUGGCCCCCCACAUGUGCUAUAAUGUAUAUUCUGCUUACUGUAUUUUUCACUCCAUGCAUCUGAUGAAGUGGGUUCUAACCCACGAAAGCUUAUGCCCAAAUAAAUUUGUUUGUGUCUAAGG
Trachemys scripta elegans is the source of this 3473-nucleotide messenger RNA. Its product is annotated as 2'-5'-oligoadenylate synthase-like protein 2. The record is from RefSeq and is a predicted model, not a curated record. Gene Ontology annotation, cellular component: nucleoplasm; membrane; cytosol. The transcript is spliced from 4 exons. Gene Ontology annotation, biological process: defense response to virus; negative regulation of viral genome replication; regulation of ribonuclease activity. Bases 1302 to 2426 code for a protein of 374 amino acids. Lineage: Eukaryota; Metazoa; Chordata; Testudines; Emydidae. Gene Ontology annotation, molecular function: protein binding; double-stranded RNA binding; 2'-5'-oligoadenylate synthetase activity.